Pieris brassicae (large cabbage white) is the source of this 2105-nucleotide messenger RNA. RefSeq lists its product as uncharacterized. Gene Ontology annotation, biological process: mitotic sister chromatid separation; meiotic chromosome condensation. The transcript is spliced from 7 exons. The record is from RefSeq and is a predicted model, not a curated record. Gene Ontology annotation, cellular component: nucleus; condensin complex. Gene Ontology annotation, molecular function: chromatin binding. NCBI's taxonomy places the organism in Eukaryota, Metazoa, Arthropoda, Insecta, Lepidoptera, Pieridae. Bases 155 to 1645 code for a protein of 496 amino acids.
GUAACAUGAAAAUCUCAUUUGAAAACAAAUAAAUGGCCACCGUUUGCAUUGCCUUUUUCCUAAUCACACAAUUUUAUUGUAAUAAAAUGGACGCAGAUCCCGAAGAAAGGUUAGAUUUUAUAGAGAAAUAUCAAGAAGACCAAAGCGUUGGAGCAUGAAUUCGCAGCGGCUAGAGCAAAUAGUAGCGGAGCUGAUGAAGCCCAUCAGCGAUAUCCGCCGCAAUUUCGACACGGACCUAAGCGCGUUGUUGGAGGAAUACCUGACGGAGGCGGGCUUACAUGCCCUGGAAGCAGGUGAAGCUGAUGAACCCGGACCAGCUGAAGAAGUAGCACCAAACUUUGCAGAAAUUGCAUUACUACUCCAGCAGUCUGCACACAUAUACAGUCGGAAAGUUGACUGUCUUUAUCAAGAUGUUUUGCGGGUCACUGAUGCACUAAACAAUUCUACCCUUGAGGACAAUCCGGAAGAGGGCGAAGCGGAUGUGAGUGGUAGCAGCGCCUCAAAACGGAAAGUGGCAACAGCCGUUGAGGCUUUUGAGCCCAUAAGAUUGGAAACUGCGUCAACGGCAAGGCGUGAGGGCACAGUUCGACCGCCUCCCACGUUGCCACGCCUUUACAUCGAGUUGGAGCCGCGCCCACUGGCACCAGCAGACACGCAGCUCACAGACUACGCUUCCGAACCAAUUGGCCUGCUCGCUGACUUUCAUGUCGCGUGGAGAUUAGCGGGCGGCUUCCUUCUCGAAGAGCUAGAGGAGAGGGCGACGUUGUUCUCGCCACCGAGCGCGCCGCCACCUAGUGAACCGCCGCCGUUGACGCUGCCGCAGCUGAGUGUGCCACCGCCGCCUCCCUCCCCUCUUCUGCCCCCUUCGCCCUUCAAUUGCUCCACUCCCCUGCCGUCGCCCAUCAAACGGGAGAGAAAGAGGCGGAUAGAUGUCGCUCAGGACUUAGAUCCCGGCGCGAAGUUGAUUAUAAGUGAAGAGAUUCUGACAGCGCUGCGCGGCGAAGACAGCGAGUUCAGUGUCCCCUCGCGUUGGAUCCAGCGUGUGGUAGAGCGGCGUAGCGGGCAGCUGUUGGCUACGCGGCUACGGAUACGAGCGAGCGCUCCGCCGCCCGUUUUCCGCGGCUGGGACAACGUCGCCGCCGACGUCGGAGGUUUCUGCGGCUGGCCCGAGGAAGCCGCACGCUCGGCGCUCAAUACGACGCUCGGUGAAUUGCGACGUGUACGCCUCCGAGUUCCCGACGAGAGCGACGACGACGGUUUCUUCGAGCAGAGUUCCUCUAGCGACGGCGAGCCUCGUCGCUCGCCGGAUCCCUCGGCGUCUGACUGGCAGAAAUGGCGGGAAGGCGUCCUAGCGCGCACGACGUCGCAUUCGCCGGACGUCCGACGGACGGCUGCGCUGCUCCUACGCUCGGCGCCGGCUGUCCCCGCGCCCCCCGCUCCCUUCUCGACGCUGUUGCGACAUCACCAUAGUGCACACGCCACUAAGCCCGCACAGCUCGUGCUAGCUGCGCUAUUCCUGGCGAAUAGCGGAAACAUAGAAAUCAUCCAAGGCGAACCACUGUCUACUAAUGCAUUUUCGAUACGCGUAAUAUCCCAAGACGAGUCUUUGUACCAACCGGCGCUUGCGCGAGACGCCCCCAGCUGAGACACGACUUGAAUUUAUAUAAGCUUAAAUAUUUUUCUUGUACAAAAGCUUUAUCUCCAUUGAGAAAUCUUUUUAGGUGGAUUCUAUGCCUGGGGAAAGAACUAUUUUUGCUUAAAAGCAAAGCAUGCAAAAAUAUAAUGCCCAUGGCUAACAUAACUUAUGGCACUAUUUAAUAGUGAUAUGGAAAUUGUGAAGGCUUUGUGUUGGUAUGAGAGAUGAAGUUAUUACAAAAUCAUUAUUAUAUUAUACAUUUAAGUUACAUUUAGUUCCUGUUAAAAAUUAUAAAGAAUAAUUACUUUACUAUCGUGGAAUGUUUUUUUACAUUCUCAAUUGGUAUUAAGGAGCGUUCAUGUAUUACGUCACACAAUUUUUGGUGAUUCAACCCCCCCCCCCCCUAUUAAACGCGCUGUAACGUUUCUGUAUCCAAUAGUAAAACGUUUCCUGAACGACCACAGUGACU